Molecule: messenger RNA, 2292 nt
Organism: Dioszegia hungarica
Lineage: Eukaryota; Fungi; Basidiomycota; Tremellomycetes; Tremellales; Bulleribasidiaceae
Exons: 10
Coding region: 1-2292 (763 amino acids)
Cellular component (GO): membrane
Source: RefSeq, a predicted model, not a curated record
AUGGUAUCUCCCGCCCAGCGGCAUCGGGCCGAGCACCUGGCUCGAUCCGCAGCUGCCGCCGCGCACGCCUCUUACUACUCGCACCCCAGCGCUCACCUUCACACCUACCUCGGACGCGGCAAUGCCGGUACCCAAGACUACAAGCCCAGCGCGGCAGAGGACGAUCGGGAUCGGAAUGCCCCUGGAGGCGAGACGGCGCCGCUGAACGAGGCGUACAUCCCUCCUCCCCCGUCUUUGGACCCGGCGCCGAGCAAGCCAAUGGGUCCUACAGAGACCGGCACGGAUGGUACCAAGGAAGAAUUGGGAGGCAAGGAGGAUGCGGGCGCGCCUUCGGGGCUGGACAAGGGCGCGCUGGAAAAGGGCGGCGAGGCUGGCGGUACGCGCACUAGCCCUGGGCCCACUGCGGAGGAGGUCGAGAAGUGGCGCGCGCAGAAUGGCGUCGAGGGGGCGAGCCAGCAGGGCGCGACUGCACUCGUCGCUGGUCAGCAGAAGGAGCAGACCGAGUUGAAGGUCAGCCGCAUGGAGCCGCAUCUGCAGCUGAUGUGCGGUCCCCUUCUCGCCUACUAUACCGUCAAGGAGAAUGUCUGGCAGGGCGCCGUCAUGGUGGUCGUCCGAGAUGAGGGAUCCAAUCUUUCCACCCCACCCACUCUUGCCCUUCAAUUCCACCAAUACUCGCCCCCAACUCCUGAAGCCCCUCGCCUAGCCGAGCUCAACUCCGGCGGCGAGCUCCUCAAAGGCACCACCCUCAACUCGGAGAAGAUCCUCAUGUACAAGUCGCACGACGACACCUCGUCCUUCUUCAGAUUUGUGAUCGAGGUCCCGCUCCAGCAGGUCGAGAUGGUGGUGACGUACAGCCUGAACGGAGGCGAGGGGAUCGAGUUUGUCGUUCCCAAGAUUGGGCAGAACCUCCGAUGGGCGGCGCACAGUUGCAACGGCUUCUCAUCCGGCGUCAACCCCGAUGAGUUCAAGGGCGACUUUGAGUCUGGCUACGACCCGGUCUGGGAGGAUAUGAUUCUGCGUCACCAGCAGCGGCCGUUCCACUGCAUGGUGGGCGGUGGGGAUCAGAUUUACUGCGAUCCUAUUACGCGCGAGCCGGAACUUCAGGACUGGAUCAACGCCCCGAACAAGGAAGCCAAGAUCAACACCCCUCUCACUCCUGAGAUUGAAUACGCUGUUGACCGGUUCUACUUCAACCACUACUGCAAGAUCUUCCGCUCGAACGCGUUCGGCCGGGCCAACUCGACGAUUCCCAUGGUCAACAUGCUGGACGACCACGAUCUUAUCGAUGGCUUCGGGACGUAUGAUGAUGAGACUCAGGAGGGCGCUGUGUUCAAGCACGUCGGGUCCAGGGGUUACUUCUGGUUCUGCGUCUUCCAGCUCUUCACGGUCGACGCGUACGACGGCGUCAACCCCGCUCCCAACACCCACCCGAUCAAGUCCAUGAUCAUCGGCGACGUCAAGGGUCCGUGGAUCCCUGCUCCGUCCCACUCGCUCAUGGUCUACCUCGGCCCCAAGGUCGCCAUGCUCGCUCUGGACUGCCGAGCAGAACGGAAGUUGACGGAAAUCGUCACGCCGGCAACUUACACCAAGGCGUUUGCGGAAGUGAGGAAGUACAAGGGGAUUGAACAGCUGGUCAUCCUUCUUGGUGUCCCCAUCGCCUACCCCCGCAUGUCCUUCCUCGAGCACUUCCUCGACGCCAAGUACAACCCCCUCAACAUGCUCGCACGGCACAACGCCAUGGGUCUCGGCGGGAUGGUCAACAAGUUUGACCAAUCCUCCGAGCUUCUCGAUGAUCUCAACGACCACUGGUGUGCCAAUACGCACAAGAAGGAGCGCAACUGGCUCGUCCUCACCUGUCAGGCGCUCGCCCUCGAGUUGCACGCACGAAUCACGUUCCUUUCGGGCGAUGUCCACCUCGCGGCGGUCGGAUGUCUCUUUACGCAUGCCAAGAAGCUGGGCAGGGCGUUGCCGGCGGAGGAGGACCACCGGUACAUGCUGAAUGUGGUGACGAGUGCGAUUGUCAAUACGCCUCCUCCACCGGGCGCGGCGGCUAUGGUGGGGAUGUUGGGUGGGAAUAAGCACAGGACCUUACACUCGGAGAAUACCGACGAGGUCAUGAUUCCCUUGUUCGUGGAGGACACAGACGGAACGCCAAUGAAGCGCAAACUGAUGGUAAAGUUUGUCCAGCCUCGCCGCAACUACGCAAGCAUCGAGUACCUCGAGGAGUCUGGUGAUCUCGUAUUCGAUUUCAGGGUGGAGAAGGUUCAAGGUGGAGGGGACACAAAGAGGUAA